Cokeromyces recurvatus is the source of this 564-nucleotide messenger RNA. RefSeq names its product 50S ribosomal protein L22. The coding region runs from base 12 to 560 and encodes 182 amino acids. Lineage: Eukaryota; Fungi; Mucoromycota; Mucoromycetes; Mucorales; Mucoraceae. Gene Ontology annotation, cellular component: ribosome; cytosolic large ribosomal subunit. Gene Ontology annotation, molecular function: structural constituent of ribosome. The record is from RefSeq and is a predicted model, not a curated record. The transcript has 4 exons. Gene Ontology annotation, biological process: cytoplasmic translation.
ACUUGAGCAACAUGGUCAGAUACGCUGCUACACCAGCUAACCCCGCCAAGGCCUCCAAGUCUAGAGGUUCUUACCUCCGUGUUCACUUCAAAAACACUCAUGAAGUUGCUGCUGCUAUUAAGGGUAUGAAGUUGAGCAAGGCUUAUGCUUACCUUAACAACGUCACUGAACACAAGCAAGCCAUCCCCUUCCGUAGAUUCAACGGUGGUGUUGGUCGUACUGCUCAAGUUAAGGAGUUCGGUACUACUCAAGGUCGUUGGCCCGUCAAGUCCGUCAAGUUUGUUAAUGACUUGUUGAAGAAUGCUGAAAGCAAUGCUGAGGCUAAGGGUUUGAAUGUUGAAGAACUUUACAUUUCCAGCAUUGUUGUCAACCAAGCUCCUAAGCACCGUCGUCGUACUUAUCGUGCUCACGGUAGAAUCAACCCUUUCAUGUCUUCUCCCUGUCACAUUGAAAUCAUCCUCACUGAAAAGGAAGAAGCUGUUUCUCGUGCUACUGAUAAGAAGGUUGUUAAGCUUAAUGCCCGUCAAUUAGCCCGUAAUGCUCGUCUUGCUCGUGCUUAAAUUU